AUGGCGUCCAUGAGCGCUCAAAGAGCCUCUUCAUCUUCAACACCUCGAUGGAUAUACGAUGUUUUUCUCAGUUUCUACGGCCAAGACACCCGCAAUAGCUUUACGGACCAUCUAUAUGCUGCUUUGAUACAGAAGGACAUUAUCGCGUUUAGAGACGAUGAAAAACUCGAGCCAGGAAAAUAUGUUUCUGAAGAGCUCUUGAUAGCAAUAGAAGCAUCCAUCUGCGCGGUCGUUAUUAUCUCAGAAAACUAUGCUUCCUCUAAAUGGUGCUUGAAUGAACUUGCCAAGAUUGUCGAACGCAGGAGAGAGACAGGGCUGGAAGUUUUUCCCGUUUUCUACCAUGUGGAUCCCUCUGACGUGCGAGAGCAGAAGAAGAGUUUUGCAAAAGCUUUUGCUAGACAUAGAGAGGACCCCGAGGUUGACGAAGCGAAGAUGAUGACGUGGAGAGAUGCUUUGAGAGAUGUGGAUAAUACCGUCGGAUGGCAUGCACAUGAUAGGUAA
Alnus glutinosa is the source of this 501-nucleotide messenger RNA. RefSeq names its product toll/interleukin-1 receptor-like protein. The record is from RefSeq and is a predicted model, not a curated record. Lineage: Eukaryota; Viridiplantae; Streptophyta; Magnoliopsida; Fagales; Betulaceae. Gene Ontology annotation, biological process: signal transduction. The transcript has a single exon. Bases 1 to 501 code for a protein of 166 amino acids.